AUGUUGGAUGCGGAGAAGAGCGUCGAGGAACUGCACGCUAGCAGCGGCAGUCGAGACGCCUCCGCCUCCUGCGAUUGGCCCGAGCGGGCCCAGGAUGUGAAAGUCGCGAAAGGCUCAGAGAUAGACUUUGGCACUGCGGAGAUCAUCGGUGAGGUCUUGGCCGAGCAGUCCUCUUGGCUGCAAAGCGAGCGGCUGCGGCCCCCGGAUCCCCGGAGAGCAAAGCAACCACGGCAAGCAUCAUGGCACGAGCAGCGGAAGGGCCAAGUGUCCCGCGCCAAGGGAUCCAACAAGUCUUCGGUAAACAUCUGCGAGCGCAUCGCCGUGUUUGUCGUGGUCUUCCUGUUUCUGUUGCUUUGCUCUGCCUGGCUGCGAUUGCAGUCGUCAGACCUGUUGCAGGAAUUUGCAGACUGGGCGCAAGACGGCCAGGCUUCGGAGGAGGACGUUUGUCAAGACGAUGAAUGA
Molecule: messenger RNA, 462 nt
Organism: Symbiodinium sp. CCMP2456
Lineage: Eukaryota; Dinophyceae; Suessiales; Symbiodiniaceae
Source: the annotation of a GenBank genome assembly